Selaginella moellendorffii is the source of this 1272-nucleotide messenger RNA. RefSeq lists its product as uncharacterized. The record is from RefSeq and is a predicted model, not a curated record. NCBI's taxonomy places the organism in Eukaryota, Viridiplantae, Streptophyta, Lycopodiopsida, Selaginellales, Selaginellaceae. The transcript is spliced from 6 exons. The coding region runs from base 1 to 897 and encodes 298 amino acids.
AUGCGUCCGCUCAAUUCUCUGUUCAGCCCUUGUUCUCGGCUCAUCUCGGAUGUACAACCCGCGGUCCCUCCGCUGCAACUAUGCUCGUGUGUUGACAUUCCACACAGUAGGGGCAAUCCUCCUGUCGAUGAAGUCCCUGUGUCUGGCAUAUCCCACAGAUUGGCUGAUACUCUUCAGACUUCUGUGCAUUCGGACAGUUUGCACACUAUCGGGCCUCGGCCUCGGCCUCUGCCUCUGCCUCCGAACAUUCCCAUCCGGCCGCCACCUCGGCCUCCACCGGCAGUCUGCUGCAGCAUUGGCCCCGAGUUCUGCACAGCUCCUGGAGCUCCUACGUUAAAAACCGGGUUGCUGCUGGAACUUGGGCGUCACACGAGCUGGAUGAAAAAAGCACUUCUCAGGCUUGUGGCCGAACUUCCCACAAUACGGACAAGGAGCUUUUGCUGGUAUCAGAUUCGGACAUUCACUAGGAUAGUGGCCAUAUCCUUGACACUUAAUGCACCAGAUCUCAGCUCUCUCAUGCACCGGCCGAGUUGGAGCUCCCAAACCUUGAACCAGACUCACUUGGAGUUCUGCCAUCUUCUUGGUAACUGGAGAACUGACGGCUGGACCGGAAUCAAAGGUGGAGCUGCUACGGCUCCAAGCACACCAGUCUGGUACUGUGCAAUAUUCGGUGAGAACAAGUUACCAUAUGUUGCUGGUGGAGCUGCAGCUGCAAUAUUCCGCGAUGACAUCCGGGCCUGUUCCCAUGUUGCUGCGUGCUCCACUGCUGCGUUCAAAUCUGCCGGUCUUUGCACCUUCACGUGGAACCCGAUUUCAAAUGGCAACCCAUUCAAGAACCAGCGGACUUGGUCGUCAGCGGCAGGCUGUGGAUCUUUCCUCGCGAGCAGCCUCUUGUAGCGAAGAACAUAAUUUUGCAAUGUCUCUCCAGGACGGAAAGCAUUGAGAAAUGCUGUUUUGAGGUCUGCCCAGGCUGCAAAGGCUGCUGCUGCAUUCGCCUGACCAUACCAUUCUGCUGCUGCUCCCAGCAAUGUUGCCGGAAACAGACGGACUCUCACAGCAUCUGCCUGCUCCUGAUUUGCUGUGCUGACGUUUUCAAAAGCAGUUACGUGAGCGUCUGGAUCGUCAGUCUGUGUAAACGUUGGAUACUUCAUCCUCGCAUUGGCAGGCUGUGCCAUUUGAGGAUUUACUGCUUGAGGUGUGGGCGAUGUUGGUUCAAAUGGCCCCCACUCCUCCCAAUUCAAACUUGAGUCCGAAGUCCUCGGACUAGUUUCA